Messenger RNA from Orycteropus afer afer, 1595 nucleotides. NCBI's taxonomy places the organism in Eukaryota, Metazoa, Chordata, Mammalia, Tubulidentata, Orycteropodidae. The record is from RefSeq and is a predicted model, not a curated record.
GGUCGCCGCGCUCCUGCGGCAGCGCGGGCGGCUGAGCCAGAGAGGUUUGUGGGCCCGGUCCCACACCAGGGUUUUUCUGUUUGUCCUGCGAUGGCUGCUGCCGCCGCAAUAGUCACGCCGUCAAGUCUGGAGGAUGGAGUGUCUCGGUCUCGCGGCGAGGGGGCCGGAGAGGUGGUCGUGGAGCGAGGGCCUGGCGCGGCCUACCACAUGUUCGUGGUCAUGGAGGACCUGGUGGAGAAGCUGAAACUGCUCCGCUAUGAGGAGGAGCUCCUCCGCAAGAACAACCUGAAGCCCCCGUCCAGACACUAUUUUGCACUGCCUACCAACCCUGGUGAACAGUUCUACAUGUUUUGCACUUUUGCUGCUUGGUUGAUUAACAAAGCAGGACGUCCCUUUGAACAGCCUCAAGAAUAUGAUGAUCCUAAUGCAACAAUAUCCAACAUAUUAUCAGAGCUUCGAUCAUUUGGAAGAACUACAGAUUUUCCUCCUUCAAAAUUAAAGUCUGGUUAUGGAGAGCAUGUUUGCUACGUUCUUGAUUGUUUAGCUGAAGAAGCAUUAAAAUACAUUGGUUUCACCUGGAAAAGGCCAACAUACCCAGUAGAAGAAUUAGAAGAAGAAACUGUUCCAGAAGAUGAUGCAGAAUUUACAUUAAAUAAAGUGGACGAAGAAUUUGAGGAAGAGGAAACAGACAAUGAAGAAAACUUUCUUGAUCUCAACGUUUUAAAGGCCCAGACCUAUCACCUGGACAUGAACGAGUCUGCCAAACAAGAAGAUAUUUUGGAAUCUACAACAGAUGCUGCAGAAUGGAGUCUAGAAGUGGAACGUGUACUACCACAACUGAAAGUCACGAUUAGGACUGACAAUAAGGACUGGAGAGUCCACGUUGACCAAAUGCACCAACACAGAAGUGGAAUUGAGUCUGCUCUAAAGGAGACCAAGGGAUUUUUGGACAAACUCCACAAUGAAAUCAGUAGAACUCUGGAAAAGAUUGGCAGCCGAGAGAAGUAUAUCAACAAUCAGCUUGAGCACUUGAUUCAAGAAUAUUGUGCAGCUCAGGCCCAGCUGAGUGAGGCAAGGGAGCGAUACCAGCAGGGAAACGGUGGAGUAACUGAACGGACCAGACUCCUGUCUGAGGUUACAGAAGAAUUAGAAAAGGUAAAACAAGAAAUGGAAGAAAAAGGCAGCAGUAUGACUGAUGGUGCUCCUUUGGUGAAGAUUAAACAGAGCCUAACAAAACUGAAGCAAGAAACUGUUCAGAUGGACAUUAGGAUCGGUGCCGUGGAACACACUUUACUCCAAUCAAAACUGAAGGAGAAGUCCAACAUGACCAGGGACAUGCAUGCAACAGUCAUUCCAGAAUCUUCAAUAGGCUCUUAUUAAAACAUAAUUGUUUUCCAUGCUUCUGAUUAGUUGGUUUUUUAUAUCAGACUAUAUAUCAUGUUGUCUAGUUUUCAAAACACAAUUAUAUACUUCUUAAAUUAUGUUCAUCGGGGUUUUAUGACAUGUACAUAUACAUACUGUAUCAUGGUGAUUAUGGAUAGCCUCUAAAUUGAAUACAGUAUUUAAUAAAGUAAUUAAAAAUUUUCAUUUUCAAA